Molecule: messenger RNA, 7587 nt
Organism: Ornithodoros turicata
Lineage: Eukaryota; Metazoa; Arthropoda; Arachnida; Ixodida; Argasidae
Product: sushi, von Willebrand factor type A, EGF and pentraxin domain-containing protein 1-like
Exons: 30
Coding region: 252-6392 (2046 amino acids)
Molecular function (GO): calcium ion binding; protein binding
Source: RefSeq, a predicted model, not a curated record
CGUGACUCGCCGUCAUGCCGCGGGUCGAAAGAUUCAACAGCGUGCAUUUUUACAAUAUCCCCUCGUAAUUGCACGCAUGCCGUAAUAAGUCACGGUACAAACCGCAUUCUCUGCCGCCUAUAUCGGAAGUGUCGCACACUCUAUAGUGGGAUAUAUUGUCUUUCCAUAGAAGCUACAGGAACAGGACAGCAAAUAGCUGCUCUCCAGCGCGUUCCCAACGCACUCCAAGUACUUUUCGUGCAUCGCUCCGAAUGUUACCGACAAGGGAGCUUCUACUUCUGCUCGUGACGUUAUGUUCGGUGGACUCCGUUCAACUCAACGUGGAAGAGUCACUGAGCGACUUUGCUAGCACGCUUGAACAGUAUGCGACGCAGAAAAAUGACGUCGUCUUUGUCUUGGAUGAAUCUGGAAGCGUCGGAGUAGAAAAUUUUCCGCACGAGCUCGAGAUGGUUGAAGUGAUUGCCAGAAUGUUGACGGUGUCGCCGGACUUUUCCAGAAUUGCAGUAAUGACUUUUUCCAGUGGUUACGUGGAUCACAUUGACCAUAUUAAGAACAGUACUGGCUACAGUAUGUGUUCACUUAUUGCAAGAGUACGUGGUAUACCAUACACAGGAGGUUGGACACAAACGUCAAGAGCAUUGAGCCAUGCUAAGGAUAUUUUAAUCAAUAGCAGGCCACAAUCGAACAGAAUCAUCAUUCUGAUAUCCGACGGGGACGCGAAUGCUGAGUAUUCGCCUUCAGACAUCGCUUCACGCCUUAGGAAGGAGGGUGUGGUGAUGUUCGCAGUGGGUGUUGCAUCAAUCAAUGCAGCCGAGCUGUUAGACGUUGCUACGUCGCCCAAGCAUGUCUACAUGCUGGAGGAUUUCACAUAUAUCACGGAGAUAAACCAGAAGCUCCGGGAUGAUGUGAAGGAAACUCAUUUCGACGUCUCAUCUUCGUCCAUGGCCUGCAACAACCCCAGAUGCGACAGCAACGCCGCCUGUGCCUGCGGAGCUCGCGGCGGAAAAUAUCAGUGUGUCUGCGAACGAGGCUACUUUGGAAUGGGAGGCGUAGGACAAUGUCACCCCUGUCCAAAGGGGACGUACAAGGACGAACUCGGUGAACAUUGUAAAAGUUGCCCCAAGAACUCCACAACUUCUGGAACAGGAGCAACCUCCAACGCACAGUGUUCGUGUCUCGAAGGCUAUGAAGGGGAUCCAGGAAGUUCUAAGCCUUGUACACCUAUUGCUUGUGCCAGGCUUAGUCCACCAGAGGGUGGGCGUAUAAUUCCCCCAAACUGUGGAAAUACGUUCGGCACGUCCUGUGACUUCCUGUGCAAAGAGGGAUACUGUCCCUACCGUUGCGAUGCCGAGGCAUUGGCUGCUGGAACAAAGCCUUGGAACACAUUAACGAAGACACCACGUGUUUGCCAAACUGACAGACUAUGGUCUGGCACAGAGUUCAUAUGCGAAAAGGUGCGAUGUCCUGCGCUGAAGAAUCCGAAGAAUGCAGUCAUCAACUGUGCCAACUCUUCGCUGGAAUACGGAACGGAGUGUGUCAUCAACUGUGAUGAGGGAUACGAAAAGAUAGGAGGCGACAUCCUGUUUUGCGAGAGUAAUGGUCAAUGGCGUGGAAACCUGCCAACGUGCAGGGCAAUCACAUGCAGACCACUGCAACCAAAAGGAAGAUUGAAACUUCAACCCAGUCACUGCAAAAAUAUUUCCAAGUUCAACAAAAUCUGCACGUAUUCGUGCAGAAACGAGGGCUUUACUUUACUUGACAAGCGAACUCAAAAGGAGACGGAUGGUGUCUUCAGGUGUCUCGCAGACGGAAACUGGUCCCACAGCAUAGAUAACUUGAGGUGCAAAGACAUACAACCACCCAGGAUUACGUGUCCUAAAGACAUCCUAACGCAUACGCUGCCAAACGUGCCAUACUCGGGCCAGAUCGCUUGGGAAUCACCUACAGCAAAGGACAACGUGGCUGUAUCCGCAAUAAGGAUAAUUGAGCCCCUCACGCUGUCCGCACCCGCUGAUGAGCCUCCGCUUGCUCCUCCUGGUCAGUUUCAUCUUGGAGAGACUCGUGUGACCUACGUAGCAGAAGACACAUCUCGAUUAAGGUCAACACCCUGUGCGUUUUUUGUUCGGGUUACUGAUAAUGACCCUCCUAAAGUGAUGUUCUGUCCGGACGAUAUCGUUAUUCAGUACCACAAGAGAAGCAAAACAGUCAGCUGGGCCGAACCGAAAUUUGUGGACAACGCUGGAACAGCAGACUUGGCAAUCAUAAGUAGUCGUGCACCAGGCACCCUGUUCAGUUGGGGUCCCAAAAGCGAGGUUUCCUAUAACGCUACAGACGCUGCUGGAAACAGCGCUACCUGCUCAUUCGGCGUCACGAUCCUACCCUAUUUGUGCCCAGAGUUUCCGCCCCCAAGGAACGGCUACGUUUCUUGUGACUCUGAAUCCCGAAGGCAAGUUUGUACCGUCCAUUGCCACGUAGGUUAUAGAUUCGUGUUUCCUCCCGAGCCCGUGUACCGGUGCAAACAAAUCCAAGGAGGUGGAGUGUGGGCAACUGGAACGAAAAAGGAAACUGGAAAACCAAGUCGACGUGUUGGAACCCAGAGAAUAGAGAUAAGGUUGCCGUGGCCAGACUGCGCAGUUGCGCAGCAGCCGGCCAAAUCUGCAGUCCAGGUGGUUUCUACGGUGGCAACAACUUCAUGCGACAUCGACCCCGCGAAGCUAAAGCUUAUCAAGCAGCAAUUUAUUGAUGAGCUUAAGCGUUCGGGAAAGGCGAAUCUGAUUUGUGGGCCACGUCUAGGCGAGUGUACUGUAGAAAAGGUACACAUCAGCUGCAACGAUUCGGCACCUACACGAUCAUCUGACAGGAGGUUUAGAAGAGAGAACAGACAAUUUGGCGGGGCACGUGUAAUCUCAAAACGGGCCGUCGCUACACUGGAGACAGCGAACCAGCUAGAAGAAGACGUUCCUUUGGACCCGCGGCUGGAAGCACAAUUGACGAUUUCUUUCUCUGUGGAUCUCCCUACCGAUGCUGACUUAAAGACCCUGCUGGACGAAUGUGAGAUAUGCAAGAACGAAACUAUUGUUCACCCGAGCAACGCGGAAGCCGCAGCUGUUGGUGUUGCACUGAAAUCUGCCGUGUUAGAAGCCGUUGAUACAGCGAUACGCAAAGAACUCCCGGAUGCGGUUAUAAUCGGCGCAGAGGACACUAUAGUGUCAGAAUGUGCCACAGGUCAGGUUUCCAACGCCUUGAACUGCGUGAACUGCCCUGUCGGGACAUAUUACGUCAACUCCACAUCGUGCCUUCCCUGCCCCAUUGGAAGCUAUGCCGUGAGAGAAGCCUCCCUCUCAUGUACGUCAUGUGCACAGGGCAGAACGACAUUAUCUGAAAAAUCCAGCUCUCCUUCUGAUUGCAAGGGUCUGUGCCCACCUGGAUACUACUCGAGAAGCGGGAGAGAGCCCUGCGUUGUGUGUCCUGAGGGAGAAUAUCAGGAAUUGUAUGGACAAUCGGAGUGCUCAAAAUGCCCCGAUGGUCUUACAACUGCCUCGUGGGCAUCCACAUCCAAAAAGAACUGUACUGGUUCAUGUCCACGAGGGACAAUCUCACGGUCAGGUUUAAUGCCAUGCUCCCCAUGCCCAAAAGGAACAUACCAGACACAGGAGGGACAGACCAGCUGUUCGCAAUGCCCAUCUGGUGAAAGCACAAACACUUCUGCUUCUACCUCUGAAUCCGACUGUUUCGUUCUAAACCUCUGUCAACGACUACACCCAUGCGCAGAAGGCGCGACUUGUGUCGAUGAAACUCAUUCGUAUUCAUGUGAAUGUCUGGAUGGACUCGAAGGCGCUGAUUGCAGAAUUAAUAUUGACGAUUGUGAACCUGACCUGUGUUUAAAUGGAGGCAGGUGCAUCGAUGGGAUUGAUAACGUCACCUGCAAAUGUCCAAAGGGAUAUAGCGGGCUGUCGUGCGAGGUGAAUGUUGAUGACUGUGACCCAAAUCCAUGUGCCCACGGUGGAACAUGCGUCGAUGGCGUCAACAGCUUCGCUUGCAAGUGCCCAGAGGGAUUCACGGGCAAAAGGUGCGAACACAUGACCCGACAUUGCAUAAACAAGCCAUGUCAAAAUGGAGGAACUUGCUUCGACUAUGCCAAAGGCUUUCGUUGCUGCUGUCCAGAAGAGUUCACAGGAAAGACGUGCGAAUUGCCAUAUGACCCCUGCGCCGAUAAACCCUGUCAAAACGGAGGACAGUGUGAAGCGCAUGAACACAGCCCCAGUAGCUUUCAGUGCGUCUGUGCUCAUGGAUAUACUGGUGAAGAGUGCGAGUCAAAUAUCGACGACUGUGCGUCGGGGCCUUGUCUUAAUGGGGGAACUUGUGUCGAUGGUGUAGCGUCGUACACGUGUCAGUGUCCUGAACUGUAUGAGGGACCGUCGUGCGAAACUACUAAGCGAGCUCCGGUUCCUGCACCAUACACACUAAGCUUCCCCAAUGGCUACGUGUCAGAUUACGCAAGAGUUAGCGUGGAGCGCAACCUGCGUGGUUUGACUGUGUCUUUCUUUAUGAGAACGUCCCAGAGGGACAAACGUGGAACGCCCGUCUCGUACGCCUUCAAGCAUCCCGGACUCAACACCGUUCUGGACAACGCAUUCGCCUUGUCUGAUCCUAACAGACUGCUACUGUACUUCUACCAGAACAGCACGGACACAGGGAUUGCAGCAAACGACAACCGCUGGCACCACUGCGCCUUGACGUGGAGCAGCGAGACUGGUAUAUGGGUAUUCUACUGGGAUGGAGAAGAGAAAGCCAGCGAUAAAAGCCCUGCUUCCAAAGGGAGCUACAUGUUCAAGGGGGAUGUGGUCCUCGGACAAGAUCAGGAUUCAGUCGGAGGUGGCUUCAGCGGACUCGAAUCUUUCGCCGGUGAAAUCGCAGAACUCAACGUGUGGGACUACACCAUGCCAAAGGACGACGUGCGACAAUUGGGGUCUACAUGCGGUCUCGUCGGAAAUGUUGUUGCGUGGUACGCGGUCAGGGAAUCCAUCUACGGCAACGCUCUUGUCACCGAAGGCUCUCCUGAUUUCUGUUCAGGACACGACUGCUCCAAUUCCUCGUGUCACUGUUCGGCCCUGUCAGCUGUUGAACGAAACACGUGCGACAAAGCUGUAGAUGCAUGCACGCACAAUCCUUGCAAGCACAAUCAAGUAUGCACUGAACUCAGUGACGGGAAAGGGCUGUGUAAGUGCAGGGGAUACGAAGGAAGACACUGCGAAUUCGACAUCGACGAGUGUGUCACAGGAGAGCAUGCGUGUUCCCAUAUCUGCGUCAAUACAUUAGGGUCCUACGAAUGCAGCUGUCCACAGGGCAUGGUUCUCAACUUGGACAACAAGACAUGCGCAGAUUCGUCAUAUUGUACUCAAGGGGACACCGUCUAUCUGGUUGGAGAUACAUGGAUACAGGACUGUCAGCACUGUACAUGCGACGAGGGGCUUAUUACCUGCUCUCCAGCUCUGUGCAAGAAUGUGACUUGCCCAAAAGGACAAAUGGUUGUUCACAAUCCAGGUGACUGCUGUCCGUCUUGUUCCGAAGAACCUUUGAAAUGUCACCUCUCUGGCAACGGAACUCUAAUUACGUUCUACCAGCUUGUCGUACCAUUCGUGGGAAGGGAAGACAACACCCUCUUCCAGGACUGUGUUAAUGGGGACUUCAUCGCAUACCUGGACUCAAGCUCAGACCACAAAUCAGUUCAACUUUACAUCCAUUGUCUAUCCGUGACGUUGUACGACAACAAAACCGUCCUGGUCAACAACAAUGCUGUGGCCUUACCGCACAAAGAAACCUCGAUCGUGGAAAUAAUCGAGGUCGAAAAUGAUCAAUCUGUCCAAGUGCAGACGCACGGCGGUGUUGUGGUGCAACUGCAGAGCGAUGGAUCGUUCUCAGUGUCGGCACCGAAGAAGCUGUCCGUGCACAUGUGCGGACUGUGCGGAAGCAUGAACAGAGACACCGGGGAAUACGUGCAGACCACAAAUCAUGCCCCUUUUUUCUUUUCACAUUCGUGGAUGGUAGCUGUGGUAGUCGUUGUAGUCGUUGUAGUCGUGGUAGCUGUGGCAGCUAGAGCUAUCAAAAGACAUGUAUGGAGGCUACAUCCUGAUACGCGAACGGGAAACAGGUCUGCACCCCCUCCCUGUGCGGCGAGUGGCCUCUCCAAUGCCGAGGUUCCCCUCCUGCUCGGCGUCCGAUCCCCUGGCGCCAACACGUGCGCCCAGACUUUCGAGCUCGGCCGCUCUUCUAAUCCAAAUAGUCGCCAAUGCGGUGAACGAGAAACGGAGGAACACAUUAUGAUGCUCUGUCCGGCUACAUCCGACGCAAGACGGGAACUCCAGAAAGCAGUGCCGCACCCUCGAACAUAAGAACUCCAGAUUGAAGGAGAUCGUCCAUUCGCGUAGCGACAUCCAGCGCAGCAAAUCUGUACAGAAAGCCCAACUGAACUCUCUGAAGGCAUCCCCACAGUCGACUGUAGUGGAGGAAACUACAGAACCAGACGUAUGAGCCUUCUCCUAUCCCCUCUUAUACUUCCCCUAUCCCCUCUUGCACUUCCCCUAUCCCCUCUUGUACUUCCCCUAUCCCCUCUUAUACUUCCCCGAGCAACGUGCCGCCAAUCUAGGCUGGCAGACAGUGUAGCGGACGCUGGACAACGACAAGGAUGGCCACGCGCAUGGAGCACCCGCUUCUCAGUUCCACCGGCGCGGCCAUGGAGAUAGGCCACCGUCAUCGCCUCUCCGUGGCAUACCAUCCUCGCCGGUCGGGGCUCAUGUAGAGGAAGACCAUCGUCCUCUACAUUUGGUGACCCGGACGAAGAACAUGACGUCCGGAGCAAUUCGGCCCUUCACCAUCCCAAAUUUGUGACGACACCAUCGAGCAGCACUACCUCCGGCACACACGCGCUUCACAGAUUGAGCCGCCUUCACUCCUGCGUAUCUCGGCACUCUUCACCGCACCCAACGCUUCUCACUGCCGGCCGCGACACUCGAGCCUUGCGCUCACCUGCCGGUCGCGGCAGUCGCGGCAGCCGACGCCAUGGCACGCUUCAGCCCGUCUCGGCAUCUCACCACGACUCGCAUAGCCUCACCUCACUCACUUCACCUGGGACUCUCGAGCUUCGGCUCCCGUGCCGGUCGCGGCACCCCAGGACCACGACACAGAGCGCCUCACUCUCUCUCACUCGUCUCUACAUGACGGAUCGUUCUUCCAAACGGAUCCGUUCGGGUCACCAAAUGUAGAGGACGAUGGUCUUCCUCUACAUGAGCCUUGACCGGCGAUAAUGGUAUGCCACGGAGAGGCGAUGACGGUGGCCUAUCUCAUGGCCAACUGAGAAGCGGGUGCCCCAUGGGCGUGGCCAUCCUUGUCGUUGUCCAGCGCCCGCUACAGGCAGCUCGAAUUCCUACGUCACCCCCCCCCCCCCCCCGCACUCCUCAACCCCCAACCUCAUCGGAAUGCUAAGUCUUUGGCGCGAACGCAGGGAACGAGCAAUAAAUAUUGAACAACAUUGAAAUCGUAAAAUUAUGUAAAUAAGGCUGGCUGUAGAUUAAAGAAAUUCUUUAAGCA